AUGCGAGAUAUUUUUGGUUUUCAGGCUGAUCGUGAUAAAAUUAUAAAGCAUUAUCAGAAGACAAACUGGAUUUACUGCUCCACUCUAAUACUGGAUCCCAGACAUAAAGCAGAAACUUUCGAUUUAACUGUUUGGGGAGCUGAGUUAAAAGUACAAACUUUAAAGACGUUUGAGUCAAUAUUAGAUGUUUACUGUAGCCAGGAGAUAGUGAUAGAAUCGUUAACAAAAGAGAAAAUCGACUUCAAAUUAAGUGACGAUAACGAUAUUAUAGAUUUCAACAAGCUCUAUUCUGCACCAGGUACUUCAUCCGUCUCUGGUAUAUCUGGAUCUGGCUACCAAAACCAAAGAAAAGAAGUAGACGAUUAUCUUAGUCAGCCUAGAGUAGUAAGCAACAAAAAUAUUUUAGAAUGGUGA
Molecule: messenger RNA, 414 nt
Organism: Psylliodes chrysocephalus
Lineage: Eukaryota; Metazoa; Arthropoda; Insecta; Coleoptera; Chrysomelidae
Source: the annotation of a GenBank genome assembly